This is a messenger RNA of Cetraspora pellucida, 330 nucleotides long. Lineage: Eukaryota; Fungi; Glomeromycota; Glomeromycetes; Diversisporales; Gigasporaceae. The record is from the annotation of a GenBank genome assembly.
AUGUCGUCUGAAGUACUCCGAAGUCCAAGAAUCAACUCUGCACUUUGUGCGAAAUAUCGUGGCGAAACCGUUCGCUUGAUUGGUAAAGUUCUUGAGGCCUCAAGUAAAACCGCUAAGCUAGAAGCUAGUGAUAAAGGACAAGUUCAAGUCGUUUUAAAGCCUGGACAGGAUGCGCCAUUGAACCCCGAAUCUUAUAUUGAAGUUAUUGGGCGCGUUAAUGAUGAUCUAUCAAUUAAGGAAUAUAAUCAUCUUACAAUUGGUGAACCAUUUGAUUUAGAAGCAUACGACCUUGCAGUUCAAUUAUGGCAGCGAUAUCCGGACAUUUUCUAA